AUGUCUUCCAUUCAAUCAGUGAAUCAAACAGCUCGAUUGAAUAUCAAUUUGCGCGAACGCUGCCGUAUGCAUGAUCUUAAUGAAGCAUUUGACGAUUUAAGAGUUAUAUUACCUUAUGCUAAUGGUACAUCGGUGCGUAAACUAUCCAAAAUUGCCACUCUCCUGUUAGCCAAAAAUCACAUUUUAAUGCAG
This is a messenger RNA of Acanthocheilonema viteae, 192 nucleotides long. The record is from the annotation of a GenBank genome assembly. NCBI's taxonomy places the organism in Eukaryota, Metazoa, Nematoda, Chromadorea, Rhabditida, Onchocercidae.